AUGUCGUUAUCAGCUGGUAUAGUGAAAAUAAUAAGGAACGACCACAGAGGGGAGGGUAACGUCCUAUUGGAAAUUGUAGUGUCCCUCAACAACAAUUUGAAUCUACAUGAGAUGGAUGUGAAAAUAAGUAUAUGUAUAGUGGUUGGAGCAAUAGUAAUGUUCCCUGUGAUAGUUUUGCUUGUAUACCGUCUUAACAAAAAGUUACAGUCGUUUGCAAUCUCAUUGACGAAUAAAACAUACGACUUAGAACAAGAGCGAAAAAGAACAGAACAGUUACUCUACCAAAUGCUGCCUGUUUCAAUAGCCAAGCGAAUGAUGAACAAUACGCCUAUAGAACCAGAAUAUUUUGAAUCAGUAACGGUUUACUUCUCUGAUAUAGUUGGAUUUACGACCAUCUGCUCUAAAAGUUCACCAAUGCAAGUGAUCUAUAUGUUGAAUGACUUGUACAGUGUGAUAGAUGAACGAAUAGAAAAGUUUGAUGUAUAUAAAGUAGAAACAAUAGGUGAUGCUUACAUGAUGGUUUCUGGUUUGCCAGUAAGGAACACCGACCAACAUGCAUCUGAAAUAGCUUUGAUGUCAUUAGACAUAUUGGAAAUAGUUAGUCAAUCUCAAAUACCUCAUAUACCAGGGGAGAAAUGGCAAAUAAGGAUUGGAAUAAAUACAGGUUCUGUAGUCGCAGGUGUUGUUGGAACUAAAAUGCCUCGAUAUUGUCUGUUUGGCAAUACAGUGAAUGUUGCGUCGCGGAUGGAAUCGACGAGUAAACCGGGCAUGAUUCACAUUUCGCAGUCUACAAAAAUUGCUCUUGAACACCAACCAGACUUCUUGGUGGAACCACGAGGUGAAACAAUAAUAAAGGGAAAAGGAGUAAUGUUGACGUUUUGGUUAUUGGACCACCAAAAGAGGCGCAAUUGUUCCCAUUGCUUAGUCCAAGAUAUAUUUAUCGACCAAAGAAAUACAACCUGCUGACAAUGAACUACAUUGUAUAAUCCUGACUCUAUAUUGGCCCUUUCGUCGAAACAA
This is a messenger RNA of Mytilus trossulus (common blue mussel), 1020 nucleotides long. Its product is annotated as receptor-type guanylate cyclase gcy-13-like. The record is from RefSeq and is a predicted model, not a curated record. Gene Ontology annotation, cellular component: plasma membrane. The coding region runs from base 1 to 966 and encodes 321 amino acids. The transcript has 6 exons. Gene Ontology annotation, biological process: cGMP biosynthetic process; receptor guanylyl cyclase signaling pathway; intracellular signal transduction. Lineage: Eukaryota; Metazoa; Mollusca; Bivalvia; Mytilida; Mytilidae. Gene Ontology annotation, molecular function: adenylate cyclase activity; guanylate cyclase activity; peptide receptor activity.